UUUAUACACAUCCAUCUCUAGCACCAAAUUCGUCGGGUGCUGAAAAUUUAGUUGAAUAUUAAGUCUAAUUAAUAAUUAAAUAUGACGGAGCUACUAAUAGAUCCCGAUAUACGCGUGUGGGUGUUCUUGCCCAUCGUAUUAAUCACAUUUUUAGUUGGUAUUGUGCGCCAUUACGUGUCCAUUCUGAUAUCCACGCAGAAAAAAGCAGAGAUGACCCAAAUCAUGGACAGCCAAGCCAUGAUUCGCGCUCGGCUGCUGCGCGAGAAUGGAAAAUAUCUGAGUGCCCAGUCGUUCUCCAUGAGAAAGAACUUUUUCAACAACGAGGAGACGGGAUAUUUCAAGACACAGAAACGUGCGCCGGUCGCACAAAACUCUUCGGCGAUGCUGACUGACAUGGUCAAGGGUAACUUUAUAAAUGUGCUGCCCAUGGUCGUUAUUGGUGGCUGGAUCAAUUGGAUGUUCUCGGGUUUUGUGACCACCAAAGUUCCAUUCCCUCUCACACUGCGCUUCAAGCCUAUGCUGCAGCGCGGCGUGGAGUUGGCUUCCCUCGAUGCUGCCUGGGUGUCGUCAGCCUCAUGGUAUUUCCUGAACGUCUUUGGCUUGCGUUCCAUUUACACGCUUGUGCUCGGCGAGAACAACCACGCGGAUCAGACACAAGCCCAGGCCGAUGCUAUGACCGGCGCAGCAAUGACCAUGCCCCAGGACCCGAAGGCGGCCUUCAAAGCCGAAUGGGAGGCACUGGAGAUCACAGAGUAUCACAACGCGCUUAAAAACAUCGAUACGGAAAUGUUGAGCAUCGCCAACGAAGCCAUCGCAUCCUAGCUGCGCCCAAAGAAAUCGAAUGUUCCGUAUAACAAGCGUGAGAGUUUUUUUUUAAGGUUUACCUAUUAGCAAAAUUUAGACGACGGAUUCUGAACGAAGCAGUGAAGUUUGUUUUCGAGUCUUGCAAUUAAUAAACUAUUAUGUCUACGAA
This is a messenger RNA of Drosophila arizonae, 973 nucleotides long. It is a transcript of the gene EMC3, whose product is annotated as ER membrane protein complex subunit 3. NCBI's taxonomy places the organism in Eukaryota, Metazoa, Arthropoda, Insecta, Diptera, Drosophilidae. Gene Ontology annotation, cellular component: EMC complex; membrane. Gene Ontology annotation, biological process: protein folding in endoplasmic reticulum. The record is from RefSeq and is a predicted model, not a curated record.